AAAUAUCCAUUUCACGCCCGCAUUCCCCUAAACCCUCGCCCUCGCUAAAACCCUUGCAAGGGUUUCUUUCUUCAGUCUCAUCUCGAGUCCGAGGGAUCCCUACAAUGGCUUUUGCUAACAAGCUUGGGAGUCUCUUCAAAGCAGCGGUUAAUGCCUCCAACCCAUCAGUAUUCCAAGCUAUACGAUGCAUGUCAUCUUCCAGACUUUUUGUUGGAGGACUUUCAUAUGGUACAGAUGAUGCGUCGUUGCGAGAAGCAUUCACUUCCUUUGGUGAAGUGACCGAAGCGAGGGUUAUUACUGACAGGGAUACUAGUAGGUCAAGAGGAUUUGGUUUCGUAAGUUUUACAUCCACUGAAGAGGCCUCUAACGCUAUCAGCGGUCUUGAUGGGAAGGAACUCCACGGGCGCAUGGUGAAAGUAAAUUAUGCUACUGAGCGGACUGGUGGUUAUCGUGGUGGGGGCGGCGGCUACAAUGGUGGCUACAGUGGUGGUGUGGUUACAGUGUGCGGCGGCUAUGGGCGGGGGGGCUAUGGAGGAGAUAGCUACAACGCUGGAGGAGGUGGUGACUAUGGUAGUAAUGCUGAUGGUGGUAUGAACGACCAGUUCAAGGGUGAUAAUGAGUAUGCAAGCAGGCAAUAAUUGCACCAUACAAAACUUAGUAUGAAGUGUUUAUGACUGGAACUGCAAUAUAGAGCAUGAGUUAAGUUUUUAAUUUGGUAGUAGCGUGGGUUUAUAUGUUGUAUUGUCCUUGUUUUUUAAUUCAGUAUUUUGCAUAUCUGUGAACAAUGAGCUUGAAGGGUGCUUGUCCAUUUGUGAAUGGAUCUACAAUUGAGCUUUUGGUAGCUUAAAACAAUUAUGGCCUUGUUUUC
Messenger RNA from Asparagus officinalis (garden asparagus), 868 nucleotides. RefSeq names its product glycine-rich RNA-binding protein 4, mitochondrial-like. Gene Ontology annotation, molecular function: RNA binding. The record is from RefSeq and is a predicted model, not a curated record. Lineage: Eukaryota; Viridiplantae; Streptophyta; Magnoliopsida; Asparagales; Asparagaceae.